AUGUCUCCGGAGAACACUGCCCUCCCGGCGCCAAUGUCGACGGACGAAAUCAACAAGAAGAAGAAGGCGGCCAACAGGCUGGUCGUCGACGAGCCACCCACCGCAGGCGCACACGACAACACCAGCGUCUUCCUCCACCCAUCCACCAUGGAGCAACUCGACAUCUUCCACGGCGACACAAUUCUGAUCAAGGGCAAGCGCCGCCGCGACACCGUCUGCGUCGCCCUCUCCGACCCCAGCUGCGACGAGCACAAGAUCCUCAUGAGCGGCGUCGUCCGCCUCAACCUCCGCGUCAAGCUCAGCGACAUGGUCACCGUCCACAGCUGCCCCGCCAUGCCGUACGGCCGCCGGAUCCACGUCCUCCCCUUCGACGACUCCGUCGAAGGGAUCACCGGUGACCUGUUCGGCGCUUACCUGAAGCCUUACUUCCAGGACAGCUUCCGCCCCGUGAGGAAGGGGGACGUCUUCCCCGUCGUCGGCGGGAUGAGGAGCGUGGACUUCAAAGUCAUGGAGACCGACCCGCCGGAGUUCUGCAUCGUCUCGCCGGAAACAGAGAUUUACUGCGACGGCGAGCCGGUGAAGAGGGAGGACGAGGAGAAGUCCGACAUCGGGUAUGAAGACAUCGGCGGUGUCAGGAAGCAGCUCGCCCUGAUCAGGGAAGCGGUGGAGCUUCCGAUGAGACACCCGGAGCUUUUCAAGGCAAUUGGAGUCAAACCGCCGAGGGGAAUUCUGCUGUACGGCCCGCCGGGGACAGGGAAAACCCUAAUCGCCAGAGCAAUCGCGAGCGAAACAGGGGCGGCGUUCUUCUGCGUGAACGGGCCGGAGAUUAUGUCGAAAAUGUCGGGGGAGAGCGAGAAGAAUCUGAGGGAUCUGUUCGAACAGGCGGAGGCGAAAGCCCCGUCGAUCAUCUUCAUGGACGAGAUCGACUCCAUCGCCCCUAAUCGCGAGAAGACGAAUGGAGAAGUCGAGCGGCGGGUCGUCGCCCAGUUGCUAACCCUAAUGGACGGGUUGAAAUCCCGGGCCAAUGUUGUAGUACUCGGGGCAACGAACCGACCCAACAGCAUCGACCCGGCCCUCCGCCGCUUCGGCAGGUUCGACCGCGAGAUCGACAUCGGCGUCCCGGACGAAACCGGCCGGCUAGAGAUCCUCCGCAUCCACACCAAAAACAUGAAACUCUCGGACGACGUCGACCUCGAGAAGGUCGCCAGAGAAACCCAGGGCCACGUGGGCGCGGAUCUGGCCGCGCUCUGCACGGAGGCGGCGCUGCAGUGCGUUAGAGAAAAGAUGGACAUAAUCGACAUCGAAGACGAAUCAAUCGACGCGGAGAUUCUCAAUUCGAUGUUUGUGACGAACCACCACUUGGCAAUCAGCUUGACGACGAGCAAUCCAUCGGCGCUGAGGGAGACGAAGGUGGAGGUCCCGAACGUGACGUGGGAUGACGUGGGCGGGCUGGAGCGGGUCAAAACGGAGCUCCAGGAAACGGUCCAGUACCCGGUGGAGCACCCGGAGAUGUUCGAGAAGUACGGCCUGUCGCCGUCGCGCGGCGUGCUGCUCUACGGCCCGCCGGGAUGCGGGAAAACACUCCUGGCGAAGGCGAUUGCGAACGAGUGCCAGGCGAAUUUCAUCUCGGUGAAAGGACCGGAGCUGCUGACGAUGUGGUUCGGCGAGAGCGAGGCGAAUGUUAGGGAUCUGUUCGAUAAAGCCCGGCAGAGCGCGCCGUGCGUGCUGUUCUUCGACGAAUUGGAUUCCAUCGCGGUUCAGCGAGGCGGGAGCCAGGGUGACGCCGGCGGGGCAGGGGACAGGGUUUUGAACCAGCUGCUGACGGAGAUGGACGGGAUGUCGGCGAAGAAGACUGUGUUUGUGAUCGGGGCGACGAACCGACCCGACAUCAUCGACCCGGCGCUGCUCCGACCGGGGAGGCUGGACCAGCUGAUCUUCAUUCCCAUCCCCGACGAGAAAUCGCGGCUGCAGAUUUUCAAAUCGUGCCUGAGGAAGUCGCCGGUGUCGCGGUGGGUGGAUCUGGAGGCGCUGGCGAGGAUGACGGCGGGGUUCAGCGGGGCGGACAUCACGGAGAUUUGCCAGAGGGCGUGCAAGUAUGCGAUCAGGGAGGAGAUUGAGAAGGACAUUGCGAGGAACGGGAUGGAGGUGGAGGAAGAAGAAGGAGUGGCGGAGGCGGAGAUUAAGGUGGAGCAUUUUGAGGAGUCGAUGAAGCACGCGAGGAAGAGCAUCAGUGUGAAGGAUAUGUUGAAAUAUCUGAGCUUUGCGAAUUCUCUGCAGCAGUCCAGAGGGUUUGGGUCGUCGGAGUUCAAGUUUAACAAGUGA
Linum tenue is the source of this 2322-nucleotide messenger RNA. The record is from the annotation of a GenBank genome assembly. NCBI's taxonomy places the organism in Eukaryota, Viridiplantae, Streptophyta, Magnoliopsida, Malpighiales, Linaceae.